GUGGUUCUGAUUUCUUUCACGUAAUAAACUACCUUAUUUAUCUUAAUGACUCUGCAAAAGGAGAUUCUCAUACUAAAAAUAUUGAUAUUCAACGAACUGAUCAUAUCGAUCGUACUGAUGAUGACAAUGAUUUUUUUCAAGCUUUAGAAUUAAACAGCUCAUUUUCAGCUGAGGAAGAUGAA
Racocetra persica is the source of this 182-nucleotide messenger RNA. The record is from the annotation of a GenBank genome assembly. Lineage: Eukaryota; Fungi; Glomeromycota; Glomeromycetes; Diversisporales; Gigasporaceae.